Fusarium redolens is the source of this 2255-nucleotide messenger RNA. RefSeq lists its product as uncharacterized. Gene Ontology annotation, biological process: regulation of DNA-templated transcription; DNA-templated transcription. Gene Ontology annotation, molecular function: DNA binding; DNA-binding transcription factor activity, RNA polymerase II-specific; zinc ion binding. Bases 95 to 2161 code for a protein of 688 amino acids. Lineage: Eukaryota; Fungi; Ascomycota; Sordariomycetes; Hypocreales; Nectriaceae. The record is from RefSeq and is a predicted model, not a curated record. The transcript has 2 exons.
CCUAUCUCAUCAACGUCCGUCGGCGACUGAAUGUUCUUUUUGCCGUCACAUUCUGGUCGCAUGUUGAUCUACAUCCCAGUAACCAACGAUCCCAAUGCAGCAAUAUUCGCCGCAUUCAUCAGCCGGGUUGAGCCCACUGCAUGAUGCUGCUCCCGAUAAUAUUCCAGGAACUAGGUCACUAGAUCCCCACCAGGGGGAAAUCCCAGAAUCAGACGCGUCAUCGAUGCUAGCUGCUGAGCAUGGUCGAACUCGCAGCUCGCGAAUAAGUGUAAGCUGUGACCUGUGUCAUAAACGGAAGAUCAAGUGCGAUGCUGGACGACCAUCAUGCUCUAAUUGCCGCAACGUCGGCGCCAAAUGUCAGACUCUACGAGCUUUAGCCAAGCGUGGAAGGAAGAGUCGAAAGCGACAAUCGGACCUCCAAGUCUCACAAGACUCGGCCAUCAUUGACAAAAAUCUACCUUCGCCGGCCGCCUACCCCGCUCCGGAAGCUUCUGGGGACUAUCAAGUUCGAGAGACAACAAGCACUCCAUCUUACGAGGCUUCUAACCAAACCUAUCAUCAUGAAUCGGGCCCACAUGUUUCCUGCAAUCAAGAGCAAAAUAGUCCUCGAUGUCUAAUAACUUCUGUGGAGUUAUUGCCCAUAUCACCAAGGUUGCCAUCCGCAGUGAAUUACAGAUUCCAUCCCCUUUUGCAGAACUUGGCCAAAGACUUGGCAGAUGCUGGCGUCUCCACACCAGAUGUCAUAUCUUACAUGGGCACGUGUCUGGAUCUCUUUGUCGAUCACAUUUAUCCAAUCUAUCCCAUCAUAUACCAACCGCAUCUCCGCCAGUACCUAGAGGACCUACAAUACCACGAUCAGUAUCCGUGGGAACCAAGAUCAUUCAUGCUCUUGUCAUUGCUUUGUGCUUAUAUUCUCGCUGUUUUGCCCAUGUCGAUAUCUGGAGCUCCUUGGUGCAUCGCCGAGGCAUUUUACAGCGCUUUCAAGAAUACACACGAUCAAUACCCGCAAGGCGAUGUUGACCACCCUACCAGUUCUUCUGUGGCUAUACACCUCUUGCACGCUGCUUGGCAAGGCACAUCCGGAAACUCUAGGGCUUCGUGGUACAUCUUGGGGAAUGCCAUGAGAACAUCCCUAUUGAUGGGUCUACACGAUGAAAAGAGCUAUGAAAAAAUGUCUCCAGUAGAGGCACAGCUAUGUCGGCGAGCUUUCUGGGCAUUAUACACAGGAGACAAAGCUGCAUCUCUGCUUGGAGGUCAUCCCAUGACAUUUGGGAAAAGCCUGUUCUGGGGCUUUACUGUUCCUCGCUAUCCAGAAUCGCUCGGGCCCGAGGAUGAGGUCACUGUGAAACUUUACAAUGGACGGCGAGAGACUCUUGACCUUUUGGUCGGAUUCAAUGCGAACCAGGAUAUAUGGCGGGCAGCGGAAGAUCUCUUGCUAGCGGAACGAGAAGACAUGACGAAUGAUCUCAACACAUCCGAUAUUCGCUUUCAUACCACGGCCGCUGCCUUUCGCAAGUUCCGAACGAUUCUUGACAAGGUUCACAAUCCACUUCGGUUCUACUACUCGCUCGACACUAGUUUGGACGGAUUCUACUUCGCUGAUCAACAUGAUCAUCGCCCACAAGUUCCUCAGGCUCUUGCGGCACAGAGAACGAAUCUGCACAUAUCGUACCAAUAUUUGAAAGUGGUGUUCUUACGCAAAUAUCCGUCCCACUAUUUCAACGAUCCAAGAACUUCAGAUCCUGCAGGCUCAAUCGCCCAACCGUUGUCACUAACAGUCCCGUCGCAGACUGAGGCAACGGCUACCACCUCUGCGAUCUCCACACCAUCAAGUAGUACUGUCCAAGGCCGAUCGAAUUUCCAGUCAGACCAUUGCCAACUCAGCUUUGGGCUUGGCUUAGUUCGCGAAACCAUGCACAUUGCUGAGGAUAUGCUAUACAUCAUUCACACAUCGAGUCUUCAAAGUCUACGGGUCAACGGGGAACCAUGUAUUGAGAAGAUUCGAUACGUGGCAGCAUCUGUUCUAGAAGUGCUAGCUCAAGGUAUUGGUGAUACUGCCUUGCGAGAGCGAGCGCUUAAGUUCCGAGACCUUUAUCCUCAUCUUCUCGCUCGUUUGGAGAGUAAGGCUUCCGACGAUCCCAAACUUCCAGUUCAUGGAUGAUAUUGUAUUAUGUAAAGAUAGUGUCUCUAUUUCUCGCCAUUUGAUGUUGUUUAUAUUGCGCAGUAGUGCUGGGUGAAAAUAUAUUUUAUGAAAC